AUGGACGACGAAGACGACCAUGAAUUCUCUCAUAGUAUUGUCCUUGAUUAUUUCAAACAAGCUGAAACCACGUUUGAAGAUAUGGAUAUCGCACUGGAAGCGAAAAACCUGCGUGAAUUGUCCCGGCUUGGUCAUUUUCUGAAAGGAAGUUCGGCUGCAAUCGGCUUAAGAAAGGUCAAAGCUACAUGUGAAAAAAUCCAGAAUAUCGGAAACUGCAAAGACGGUGAAAAUGUCCUGACAGUAAAGGAUGCACUUAGUCGGAUCAUACCUCUUUUACCACAAGUAAAGGCUGAAUAUUUUGAAGCAGAAGAAUAUCUCAAGACAUUUUACGAAGAACAAGAAGGCCGAUGA
Messenger RNA from Phycomyces blakesleeanus NRRL 1555(-), 351 nucleotides. RefSeq names its product histidine Phosphotransfer protein. NCBI's taxonomy places the organism in Eukaryota, Fungi, Mucoromycota, Mucoromycetes, Mucorales, Phycomycetaceae. Gene Ontology annotation, cellular component: cytoplasm; nucleus. Gene Ontology annotation, molecular function: protein histidine kinase binding; histidine phosphotransfer kinase activity. Bases 1 to 351 code for a protein of 116 amino acids. The transcript has 2 exons. The record is from RefSeq and is a predicted model, not a curated record. Gene Ontology annotation, biological process: phosphorylation; phosphorelay signal transduction system.